Blepharisma stoltei is the source of this 210-nucleotide messenger RNA. The record is from the annotation of a GenBank genome assembly. Lineage: Eukaryota; Ciliophora; Heterotrichea; Heterotrichida; Blepharismidae.
AUGGUCCAUUUAUCCAAAAUCAAUUUUAAAGCUCAUAUUAUUAUUAAUAAUAAACUUAUGAUGGAUUUAAGGCAAUCUGAUAACUUCGAAAAUAAGCAAAAUAUAACGCUUAGACAGCAAGAUAAAAGAGAACCUUCAGCAGUCGACAUUUUUUUCCUAUUCUAUACAGUGAAGAGCUUAGAACAAAGAUUUAUGGAAGAAACCCUAUAG